Molecule: messenger RNA, 1932 nt
Organism: Oryza brachyantha (malo sina)
Lineage: Eukaryota; Viridiplantae; Streptophyta; Magnoliopsida; Poales; Poaceae
Product: serine hydroxymethyltransferase 4-like
Exons: 4
Coding region: 100-1713 (537 amino acids)
Biological process (GO): L-serine catabolic process; folic acid metabolic process; tetrahydrofolate interconversion
Cellular component (GO): cytoplasm
Molecular function (GO): pyridoxal phosphate binding; glycine hydroxymethyltransferase activity; cobalt ion binding
Source: RefSeq, a predicted model, not a curated record
ACAAGCCCACCGCCAAGGCUCCCCCACUCCUCUGUCCCCGCGCGCCGCAGCCGCAGCCGCUAUCCGCGAGGGGGGCAUUCCGCCGAGCACCUGCCGCGCAUGGCGAUGGCCUCGCACCACCUCGCCCAGCCGCGCGCGGCUCUCCGCUCGCGCCCGGCGGCACCCGCCCCGCUCACCGGCCACCACCACCACCAGCAGAAGCUGUCCUCCUCCCGUCUCCUGCUCCGCGGCGGCGGCGGCGCGCUGCAAAGCAGGCUGGCCCCCGCGGUGGCGACGUCCCCUGUCGCGGCCCCCGCGAUGGACCCCGUGGCCGACUGGGGGCUGACCACGCUGGAGGAGGCCGACCCGGAGGUGUACGACCUCGUGGAGCGAGAGAAGCGGCGGCAGCGCGCGGGCGUCGAGCUCAUCGCGUCGGAGAACUUCACCUCGCUCGCCGUCAUGGAGGCGCUGGGGUCGCCGCUCACCAACAAGUACUCCGAGGGGAUGCCCGGGGCGCGCUAUUACGGCGGCAACGAGGUCAUCGAUGAGGUGGAGGAGCUCUGCCGCGCCCGCGCGCUCGCCGCGUUCCACCUCGAACCCGAGGCCUGGGGCGUCAACGUGCAGCCCUACUCCGGCUCGCCGGCGAACUUUGCCGCCUACACCGGGCUGCUCCAGCCCCACGAGCGGAUUAUGGGGCUCGAUUUGCCGUCCGGCGGCCACCUCACGCACGGCUACUACACCGCCGGCGGCAAAAAGAUCUCCGCCACUUCCAUCUAUUUCGAGAGCCUACCGUACAAGGUGAGCUCCGAGACAGGAUACGUCGAUUAUGACAAGCUGGAGGAGAAGGCCAUGGAUUUCCGUCCCAAGCUCAUCAUCUGCGGCGGGAGCGCGUACCCGCGCGACUGGGACUACGCCAGUUUCAGGGCCAUUGCGGAUAAGUGCGGAGCCAUGCUGCUGUGCGACAUGGCCCACAUCAGUGGCCUCGUAGCCGCGCAGGAGGCUGCAAAUCCUUUUGAAUAUUGUGAUGUGGUCACCACCACCACUCACAAGAGUCUCCGAGGACCAAGAUCUGGUAUGAUAUUCUAUAGGAAGGGCCCGAAGCCUGCGAAAAAAGGCCAGCCUGAGGGUGCACUGUAUGACUAUGAGGAUAAGAUCAACUUUGCAGUGUUUCCAUCUCUCCAAGGGGGCCCUCACAACCACCAAAUCGCUGCGCUGGCAGUUGGUUUGAAGCAGACUAUGUCACCUGGAUUCAAGUGUUAUAUUAAACAGGUCAAGGCCAACGCUGUUGCCCUUGGUAACCAUUUGAUGAGUAAGGGCUACAAACUAGUUACUGACGGAACAGAGAACCAUCUUGUUCUAUGGGAUCUGCGUCCUCUUGGCUUGACUGGAAACAAAGUUGAGAAGGUCUGCGAUUUGUGCAGCAUUACACUGAACAAAAAUGCUGUCUUUGGGGAUAGCAGUGCAAUGUCACCUGGUGGUGUCCGCAUUGGUACACCUGCCAUGACAUCAAGGGGUUUGGUCGAAAAGGACUUUGUACAGAUCGCUGAGUACCUUCACCAGGCAGUGACCAUCUGCUUGGAUGUCCAAAAGGAGCGUGGCAAGCUUCUCAAGUACUUCAACGAAGGCCUGGAGAACAACAAGGACAUCGAGGACCUCAGGGCAGAGGUGUCGAAGUUUGCCACUUCGUUUGAAAUGCCUGGCUUCAGCGUAUCCGGCAUGAAGUACAAAGAUUAGGCAGUAAAAACUGCACAAAUCAUCCUCUGUUCACUUGCCUCAAACGAUGGCGCCCUUGAAAUGAUUGCUGUGGCGUGAACCAAGGUGUAUGGAUUUUGCUGAACUGUGGGGGUAUUUGUUGGAGCUGGUUGUGCCAUCUAGUCGACAGUCGGUAAAUGCUGGAACUGUAAUGAUGUGUGGCAUAAUAAUAAGGCAAAAUUUGCUGCAUGGCAAAAAAAA